AUGAACACUUCGCGCUCAGUCAGCAUGGGAAUCAUCACUCAAGUCCCUAACGGUACCGCGGGAAGCGCGGAGACGCUCGAUCCGUGGAAUUACAGCGCGGUGAGCGCGUAUAAGCUGAUGGAUCUGCCGGCGCACGCCACUACGGUGGCAAUGGUGCAGGAUACUCGUCACUCGUUUCCAACCGUGGAUGUGCCAGACCAUGCCCAUUACACCAUUGGCUCUGUCAUUCUGGCAGUAGGAAUCACAGGCAUGGUGGGCAACUUCUUGGUCAUGUAUGCUUUCUGCAAGAGUAGGAGUCUGAGGACACCUGCCAACAUGUUUAUCAUUAACCUGGCUGUCACCGAUUUUCUGAUGUGUGUCACUCAGACGCCAACCUUCUUCACCACCAGCAUGCACAAGCGGUGGAUCUUCGGCGAGAAAGGCUGUGAGUUAUAUGCAUUCUGUGGUGCUCUGUUUGGCAUCUGCUCGAUGAUCACACUCAUGAUUAUUGCAGUGGAUCGAUAUAUUGUGAUCACUCGCCCUCUGGCUUCCAUUGGUGUUAUGUCACGCAAACGCGCCCUGGUCAUACUCGCCGCUGCGUGGCUUUACUCAAUGUGCUGGAGUCUGCCUCCUUUCUUCGGAUGGAGUGCAUAUGUUCCUGAAGGUCUGCUGACUUCAUGUUCGUGGGACUACAUGACCUUCAGUCCAUCUGUACGUGCCUACACCAUGCUGCUCUUUACCUUUGUGUUCUUCAUUCCCCUCUUUGUCAUCAUGUACUGCUACUUCUUCAUCUUCCGGGCCAUCCGUGAUACCAACAGAGCAGUGGGAAAAAUCAAUGGAGAAGUAGGAUUCAAAGACUCGAUCAAGAAAUUCCACCGGAUGAAGAAUGAAUGGAAGAUGGCAAAGAUAGCACUUAUAGUCAUCAUGCUGUAUGUCAUCUCCUGGUCUCCUUACUCCUGUGUUGCACUCACGGCUUUUGCAGGCUACGCUGACAUGCUCACGCCGUACAUGAACUCUGUACCUGCCGUGAUCGCCAAAGCAUCCGCCAUCCACAACCCCAUUAUCUACGCCAUCACUCACCCAAAAUACAGAUCUGCGAUCGCAAAGUACAUACCAUGUCUGGGAGUCCUGCUUUGCGUGCCUCAUAGAGACCGAUUCAGCAGCAGUAGCUUUAUGUCAACGCGGCGUUCCACAGUGACCAGCCAUUCCUCUGAGACCAGCAACAACCUGCAGCGUGCUGGGAAACCACGCCUGUCAUCAGUGUCCGAUAGCGAGUCGGGCUGGACAGAUACAGAGGUAGACCUCUCCAGCGGAAGUUCCCUUCCUGCUAGUCGUCAGGCGUCGUGUGAGAUUCGAAAGGACUUUUCGGACAUGAAGCACAGCAGCUCUCUAAGGCUGAAGGUCAAGAACAGAGACUCUGGUAUCUACGACAGAACAUCAUCCCAGAGCCUCAAUGAGCCGGGACUAAACCGUACGUGUGCUUACAUCAGCAUGGUGAACGAUAGAGAUGAGAUGUCAGAGUCUGAAGUGAGCCUGUCCAGUUGUCUGUUGUCUUCUUCCAAUGAGGUCUCAGAGAAAGCAGAGAAGAACAGACCGUUAUCCCUGAUCCCUUCGAUCAUCGUAACGUCGGAAUCCAGUCCCACUCUUCUCUCAGCGGGGCUCAUCGGCUGUCCCUCCAUACAGCACACAGGUGGUUCAGUGAAGGCAGCAUCUGUCACCGUGGAACCUCUGGGGAUUGACUGAACAGGAGCUUAACAUUACUGCUGACUUAACUACUGUAUACUUCAGGACACUAUCUGACUUUACAAUCAUUUUCCUGUUCUUUUUACACAGGGCUGCAACUAUGCCACCUGAAAUUUAGCCGUAUAGUGUUAUUAUUGUAGGUUUGGCUGGGCUUAAAUGGAAAUUCAGGCCACUGGAUAAACAGGGUGUGUGGUAAAGA
Molecule: messenger RNA, 1921 nt
Organism: Triplophysa dalaica
Lineage: Eukaryota; Metazoa; Chordata; Actinopteri; Cypriniformes; Nemacheilidae
Gene: opn4b
Product: opsin 4b
Exons: 11
Coding region: 1-1722 (573 amino acids)
Biological process (GO): visual perception; G protein-coupled receptor signaling pathway
Cellular component (GO): membrane
Molecular function (GO): G protein-coupled receptor activity
Source: RefSeq, a predicted model, not a curated record